UCCUGAUUUGUUUCAAGAGGGGGUUUGAAUUAUCAAAACUAGGCUCUGCAAAGCUUUUUUUGGUUGUUAAUGUGAGUUCAAGUCCUGGUUGUUAUCUAUGAGUUCAAGUGAGGUUUAAUGUUAGCCUGUUCAAUUUUUUCUAAUUCUAUCUUAUUAGCUACUACUUACUUGAUAGAUGUUGCUGGUUGGAUUGGAUGGUGAAAUUUAACAUUAGUGUUUAUACUUUCUGGUAGCUUAGAUAAUGCUUUUUGGCUCUUUUCUCCCUUUGUAUCAAGUCUGAAUUUGUCAUGAAUCAUCAGGCACUGCCUGAUAAAUUUUCUGCACAUAUGACAACCCAAUUGCCUAACAAAGGCCCGAGUGGUAUCGUGUGGGAUGUAUAGCUUCGGAAAUCCCAUAACCUGAUGUUUGUCGGAGAAGGGUGGAAUAAGUUUGCGAAAACUUACGGCUUGGAAGAAAAUUGCCUCUUGAUGUUUAAGUAUACUCAAAAUCCAAUUCUUGAGGUGUUAAUAUUUGACCCAGAUAGUUUGUGUGAGAAGGAGUGUGGACUCGAAAAUCAUACUAAAAGGAGUGUGAGAGUGGAUUCAAGAACUGAGCCUAUCGAAGAUGGUGAUUCUGAUUUUACAUCGAGAAAGAAGUCUAAGAAAGAUGUUGAAGGGGUGAUGGGUUGCUUGCAACAUGAGACGGGAAAUCACAUGAGCAAUGUUGUUGCUAAAGAUGGAAGGAUGUGCGGAAGGAUGGAGACUCCGCACAAUUCACUUGUUCAAUUGAUUGCCCAUGGUAGUAAGCAUCUUUAUUCUUAUCUUCUUUCAUUUUGGCUUUCUAUAUAAGUAUGUUUGUUAAGAUACAUGGAAUGAACUUAACGAACUUCAAAAAGUGAAUGCAUUAAUAAAAGGUAUGUGAGGAAUACAUCAUCGUCAUCAUUGUCAUUAUCAUACCUAAUAUAUCGCGCUUA
This is a messenger RNA of Amaranthus tricolor (Joseph's coat), 952 nucleotides long. RefSeq names its product B3 domain-containing protein At4g01580-like. Gene Ontology annotation, molecular function: DNA binding. NCBI's taxonomy places the organism in Eukaryota, Viridiplantae, Streptophyta, Magnoliopsida, Caryophyllales, Amaranthaceae. The transcript has a single exon. The record is from RefSeq and is a predicted model, not a curated record. Bases 402 to 827 code for a protein of 141 amino acids.